Molecule: messenger RNA, 7791 nt
Organism: Acipenser ruthenus (sterlet)
Lineage: Eukaryota; Metazoa; Chordata; Actinopteri; Acipenseriformes; Acipenseridae
Product: leucine-rich repeat neuronal protein 3-like
Exons: 2
Coding region: 703-2829 (708 amino acids)
Molecular function (GO): protein binding
Source: RefSeq, a predicted model, not a curated record
GCUGAGCAGGCAGCACCAUGUCAAUGUGACAGCUGAUCGGGUAAAUGAUGCACCACUAACCACUGUGGAAAAGAGGAGGAGGAAAUAAAAAGAACUAGCCACGGUUCCCUGCACUGGAUUGUGAGCCUUUGGCAGUCAGUAGCAUAUCUCUGGCAAGUGGGAACGUGGGUUGUUGCUGUAAGCAAGCCGUUUUCUCUCUUGCUGUGAAAGAAGGAUAUAUUGUAUGUACUGUACACUUUAACACACAAGCUGUCUACAGCUCUGCUCUAUGGAUGGAAGCACUGAAGGGAUCUUACUGAACAGAGACACAGCUGAUCAUUUAGACCAAGAAACUAAACUAUGCAGGUGGAAAAUAAUAUUAUGAAGACUUAGCAUUCAUGGGAGCUGGAGUUAAUGCACCUAAUAAAUAAGGGGCGUAAUCUCCAAUAACAAUCUCUACAUAGAUCUUCAUCCUUGGGUAUUUUGGUUUCACUCUAUCAAGGAUACACCAACCUUCACAUGCAGUCUGCAUGACAACUUUGGACAAGGCAAUUUAAAGGUUGUAACUUUUAACCAAGGACGACACAUCACUGCUUGUGUGACUUCCACCAGCUGACAAACACUUUUUUACUCCGGAACAAAUGAUCUGUUCAUUCUGAAGUUAAGUGUAGUGAUUGUGAAAUCCUUAAGGACCUAUCGCUUACUGGAGGGAAUCAGGCCAAGAUGAAGGACAUGUCAUUUGCUGUUCAUGUUUUUGUUGUUGCAAUGGCUGUUUUAGUACACGCUAUAGAGAAGAAAGUGGACUGCCCCCAGUCAUGUGUUUGUGAAGUAAGGCCAUGGUUCUCGCCAAAAUCCAUUUAUAUGGAGGCUCCUACAGUCGACUGUAAUGAUGUAGGAGUUUUUAUUUUACCUCAGAGAUUACCGUCUGACACCCAGGUUUUAUUGCUGCAGACUAACAACAUUGCAAAAAUCGAAAAACCUGUAGACUAUCUGACCAACAUCACUGAGAUAGACUUAUCUCAAAACAAUUUAUCCUCAAUGAGUGAUAUCAAUCUAGGACAUCUGCUCCAACUUCUGUCUCUACACAUGGAGGAAAACAAGCUAAACAAACUGCCUGACAACUGCCUGCCUGGACUGGCCAAUCUUCAGGAACUUUACAUCAAUCACAACUUCAUCUCUGCUAUUGCACCUGGAGCCUUCAAAGGGCUUCAGAACCUCUUCAGACUCCACCUUAAUUCCAACAGGUUGCAGAUGAUCAAUAGUCAGUGGUUUGAGGCAAUUCCAAGGCUAGAGAUUCUCAUGAUUGGAGAGAAUCCAAUCAUCAAAAUCCAAGAUAUGAACUUUAAACCACUUAUCAAUCUGCGCAGCCUGGUUCUGGCAAGAAUGAAUCUUACUGAAAUACCUGACAGCGCUUUAGUUGGUCUUGAUAAUUUGGAGAGCAUCUCAUUUUAUGACAACACAUUUGCUAAAGUGCCCCAUUCCGCUCUUCAGCAGAUUCCAAGCCUAAAAUUUUUGGAUCUAAAUAAAAACCCCAUACAAAGAAUACAGAGAGGUGACUUCCAUGAUAUGCUACACUUGAAGGAGUUGGGAAUAAACAACAUGCCUGAACUGGUAUCUAUGGAUAGCCUCGCUUUAACCAAUUUGCCAGAACUGACAAAAAUAGAAGCAACAAACAACCCUAAGUUAUCAUAUAUCCACCCAAAUGCUUUCUACAAACUCCCCAGACUUGAAACAUUGAUGCUCAAUAGUAAUGCUCUCAGUGCCCUAUAUUGGAUUACAGUAGACUCUCUGCCUAACCUUAGAGAAGUAAGCAUGCACAGUAAUCCGAUCAGAUGCGAUUGUGUCAUCCGUUGGAUAAAUAUGAAUAAAACUAAUAUACGAUUUAUGGAGCCUGAUUCUUUGUUUUGUGUUGAACCACCUGAGUUUGAAGGCCAGCAUGUAAAACAAGUCCUUUUCCGAGAAAUGAUGGAAAUAUGCCUUCCUCUUAUUGGCCCAGAGAGUUUCCCUCCUCAAAUUAAUUCCUACAAUGGGAGUUCCGUUUCUUUACACUGUAGGGCAUUUGCAGAACCAGAGCCUGAAAUUUACUGGAUCACACCUUCAGGCAAUAAGGUCUUGCCCAAUACAGUUACUGAGAAAUACUACAUGCAUCCUGAAGGAACCUUUGAAAUAUAUGAUAUUACAGAACAUGAAGCUGGUUUGUACACCUGCGUUGCCCACAACCUUGUUGGCGCAGAUUUAAAAACUAUUUUGGUAAAAGUUGACGGAUCUUUUCCACAGCCUACUAAUGGGUCUUUGAAUGUCAACAUAAAAGACGUGAAAACUAAUUCAGUUAUGGUAUCUUGGGAAAACUCUCCUAAGAGUUUAGCAUCUAAUAUUAAAUGGUCCACAACUAUGAAAGUAAAUGCUCCAACUGUCACUUAUACAGUCAGAGUCCCAGCAGAUGUGAAGGUUUACAACCUAACCCUUCUAAACCCAUCAACAGAGUACAAAGUAUGUGUGGAUGUCCCCAGCAUCCACCAGCAGAAUGACAAGAAAUGUGUCAAUGUCACAACAAGAGGAUUAGACCUUGCAGUGAAAACAAAAGAAAAUUGGAGCACAGCAACAUUAAUGGCAGUCCUUGGAGCACUUAUGGGUGCGGCUUUCAUGUUUUGUCUCAUAUUUUAUGUAGCUUUUAAGAGAAACUGCAUAUUAGGAAAUCAUUUUUUUAAAAAUUCCCAGUCAAAAAAGCCAACCAUUCCUUUAGAUGAGUUGUAUUCUCCACUUACUAGUCUUUGGGUAUCUGAAAAGGGAGUGGGUUCAGCUGUAGAAGUAAAAGCCACAGUAAUAGAUGUGUCAAACAAUUUCUUAUAAGAAAUAACUGAAGUCAUUUGGCUUUUAUAUAAUAAAAAUGAGAGAAGAGGGGGAAAAGCACAAGACUGCAUUCAUCGUGCUACCUUAACCUUGAUACCAACUUUCUGGAACAUCUGACUACAGCGUUGGUCUACAGUAUAAGGAAUGGGAAUCUAAUUUGUUAACAGCAUACCUGUUCCUAAAAAUGACAUAGAAAGAAAGGUACCAGAGCAUAUUGUUUGCAACAUUACACUGAAUGUGAUAUUCCUGGGUACUGGCUAUAAGAAUGGUGCAAAUGGAAUAAAGAAAACAAGAAAGCAUUGUCUCUGUUACUGACUGUUAUAAAGAGUAGUGGAGCUAUCUUAGUGGUCCUGAACAAUAUAGUAUGUGCUGUAUUAUAAAUAUAGGCAAGUAAAAAUACCACAUGUGGUGUUAUAACGGAGAAAAUCCAGUAGAUUAGAGGAUACAAGUGACUAUGAUGUGAAACACUUUUUAUGAAAUAAUAUACAUUUUUGAUGAAUCAAAAAAUAAAAAAUAAAUUGUUUUUUGCCUUUUCAUUUAAAAUGAAAGUGAAUGAACCCAACCAAUCAAGAACUGUUGGGCCCUAUUCAUAAAGGUUUAACUCAUGAGCUAUUAAAAAAAGGGCUAUUUGUUUUAGGAUAAUGGAUAUUGCUGUAAGGCUAAAAUAUAUAUAUUUUUUUGUCAAGACAAAAGAAUUGAAGAGUAACUAAGCUUUGUGAAUCUGUCUCAGUUUCUCAACCAAAUCAUCUUAUUCUACUCGAAAAUUCUGAGCAAUCCUAUCACUGGAAAUUAUCUGGUGUAAAUAAUAUAACUAGAAAGAACAGUACAUGGUAUAAGCCAAAAACACUCCGGGUCUGGAGUACAACAAAAAAAAAAGGAUAAAAGGACGAGUAAUAAAAGCAUUAUUAACCAGCUGAUACGGAAAUGAAGAGAAAUGGUGGUUGAAAUAUCUAUUCCUUUGGUGUGAAGAAAAGUUUCAUAAAACAUUGUGUUGUACAAAUAGAACCAUGAAUUCUAUACAAACAUGAGAACUGAAAGCAGAUUACAAAAUAUUUUGAAGCAAGUGCUGCAGAGACAAAGGCAGAUUGCUGUUCAUUUACUGUAUUUUAAGUCGUGUUUUUGGCUUUAAAAUAGGGCCGUAUAACAUGUAGAAUGUUUUUUUUUCCUUUUUAAAGCACGUGUGACAGUUUUGAUAUUUGUAUGUACUGGAUCAUUACUCAGCUGGGGGUAUCACUACCACAGUAAUUACUGUCUAGCACUGAAAAUCUCCAGCUUGCCAAUUGAACAUCAUAUUAAUAGGUGUUUGGUGUAAAUAAUAACCCUUCUCAAUCACUGCUAUUGUUCACAUAGUAAAACAUAGCUACCUGUUUGAGAGAUUGAAUAGUUUAUAAAAGCGAGCAGAAUUGUGUAGUCUGGUGUCUGCAGCCAUUGCCAUUCAUAACAUCAUCAUUACCUACUUCCCUGUAAUGGGUUUACUUAAGAAUGAUAACAAAUACAGGUUAUAUCUAACUGUGUACAAAAUUGUAUACAAAUUGGCUCAUCCAUUUUACUGCUACUUUGAGAAAGCCAGUAACAGAGGAUGGGACUGUCACAACCUACUUCUGUGUCAUAGAUUUAUCUCAGAAGCAAUAGGAACCAAGUUUGUACCUAACUGUAACUGUACAACCACUUAUCCAACCUAUUUCAAUCAUGAUUGCUACAUAAGCUUAUUUCCAACAAGCUGUGAGACCACCGUCUGUUGGAGGGUUGUGCGUGUAACAAAAGGGACAAUACCAUAAAAAUAAAAGAAUAUGGAUUGUUGUCUCGGUGAUAGAGUUUGGAAUUAUAUAUGUGCAUUAUGUACAGUAUGCUUACCAAAUAUUUCAAAUUAUUAGGGAAGUUACUGGGUUAACACUUUGAUAUUAAAAUUCUUAAACAAUGUGAAAUUGCAUGAGGCUGAUUAUUACAUUUUAAGAGUGCUACAUGAUUAGAGAGUAGCUGACUUCCAUGGUGAAUAUGUUUCUUCACUGCCAUAGGCCUUGGAGUGAUUAAAGUCUAGAAUGCCAUUCAUCAUUGUUCGGCUAAAUGUCUUCUAAAAAUAUAACAGAUAUGGUUUUGAAAUUACAUUAUUAACUGCCUUUUGUUGCAUAGUUUGUCACGCACAUACAGUGGAUUAUGUAAAAAAGUGUUUAAAGAGGGCCAAAAAAUAAUAAAUAUCAGUUGCUUAAUACGCAUGACAGCAUCACAGAACAUCCCCAUAAGUCUUACUGUUAAGCACAUGAUGCCAAAAUAACAAGAAAUAGCUGUUUGCUUAUAGAGUUGUUUGUUGCACAAAUUUUACACAAAUGGGUCUUUACACUUGCUUGAAAAGUAUAUAUUUCUUUUCAAACACAAUUGUGAUUUUUUAAAAAAUAUUUAUAUGUCCUUGGUCAUUAAUCAACUGGGGGUAUCGCUUAAAAAAGUCAUUUUACAGGCCAGAACAGAACGAGUCUCCCGUUUUCCAUCUGAACAUCAUAUUAGUAGACGCUUCAGUGUAAAUAAUAGUCCCUCUCAAUCACAGCUGCAGUAUUGUUCACACAGAAAGCAUAGCAACUUGUCUAGGUGGUUGUUCAGUUUAUAUUAUAGCACAACUAGUUUGUGCAGCCAUUACCGUGCAUAGCAUGACUUACUUCCCAUUAACAGAUUUAAUUAAAAAUGAAGAAGAAUCGAGAUGGUACCUUUCUGUGUAUUUGAACACAAUUGUAUCCAAAUUGAAUCUCUGUCGAGGAUGAAUGUCAGAACCUACUUCUGUUACACAUAUUUACUGUAUUUAUAAAGCAAUAGGCCACCUUACACUGUACCUAUUCAACAGCGCAUCCAUAUUUUAAACCCCUUUUGUGACCUUGACCUGGAGGUUCCCCAGAAUUCUUGUAUAUGACAUAGUUUGUGACAGUAACCUCCAUGACCUACUUGCAUUGUGAGAUACAGUGGAUGAAGUACGGACGGAAAGCAUCAUAUUAAUAUAUUACUCUUUGCAUGGUGGCAACAAAAUGCACCACAGUACUUGACUGGCAGGUAACAGUAAGUAGAGAAAAUACAACUCAAUGGAUGUUGUUUAAUUCUACAAAUGAGCACUCCACUGUUUUAACCAUCAACUGAAUAAACCCCAAUAACAAUAAUAAUGAACCACACAACCCUAUCGCGCAAGGUUUAAUUUCUCUCUUAACUUUGCUGUAAUUCUAUCAGUUUAUAUAAUGAUGUUGAGAAUACUUGCUAAUAAGGCCAGACAUUUAAAAAGGUUGCAAAGUAAAAAUAAUAAAAUAAAAAUAAAAAAAACUAAAGCAGAAUUACAUUACAUUCAAAAUCCAAUAGGUAUUCCUAACACAAAAAUCACAAACCUGAUGAAUCACCAUCACACACAAGCUGACAUGAGAAUUUAUCAGAUAGACAUGCCCAUACAUCAUGAAACAUGUCAGCACCUUGGACAAGGCUUUUAGAGCUAGGCUAUUAGUCAAAGACACAGGAGCUGAAAUAUGACCUAUUGCAAUGCAGGUACUGUAGAGGUCAGCAGGAAUGUGCUCAUGUAUCUUGGAUCUUCCCCUUUUGACCCAAGUUGCAUUUAGGAGCUAUUACAGAUAAGUUUGGUGGUGUGUGGGUUUCUUUGUUAAGACACAACAAAUUUAAGUGAAAAUGAAAAAAGACAAUGGUAAGUGAUGGAAAUCUCAUAUGAGGAAAUGCUACAUUUUUGCAGGUAAAUGUACAUUGUUUCAGCAUCAUCAACUGUGUCUUUAUAUUUAUUAUGCAAUGAUUAAAAUGUGGUUUAAAAUAUCUACAAAUAAGCUACUUUGCAUUUGUUUGACAAUGUAUUAAAUACUACAAGCUAGAUAAUAAUAUAACCCCAUUGAUCUAUGAAUAAUAAUAUCUGCCAUAAGCUGAAACCAAAAGCAUUCUUCAGAUUAACAUAGCUAUAGUCUUUGUAUUCACCAUUCCAUACAAUAAUUUGAAGAGUAACUCAUUAAAGUAUGUGCAUUUUUUAAGGUUCUGAUUUCAGGGUUAAACUCAAUAUAGUAGUCCCUGUGCAUAGGAACACCUCCUAAGAGAACACUUUUCCUAAGGGAACACCCUUGUGGUGAAACAGAUUUUUCCCAUUGUAAAUGCUCUGGCAGAGACUUCGCUUAAAAGAAAACCUUCUUGGCACCGAUAGUGAUUCAUUCACAAUGGAUACAACGCUGUUUUGUAACCUGAUAACUCAUCAUCAUCAAACUUAAAUCAAAAUGGUUUAUUCAGUCUUUUCAAAAGCGACUUGUCAUUGCGAGAGUGUCUUGAGGCACACUGAUUGGUUGAUUCAAUCUUUCCAGAACCGCUGUUAUCUCACUGAUUCAUUUUGUAUUCUGAUUUCCACGAGUGCACCUCAUCGCUACAAAAUGACAUGUAAACAAACGGCGAAAUGCACAGCUGUUUCUUUUGCUACAAAAAGUUGGAAAUUGUUCGAGCUCUUGAAAAAAACCCUGAAUCAGACACAAGUCACCGAACAAUGUGGUGUUUCCCGUUCUGGUGAGUUGCUUCACCAUUCUGUUAAAUAAUGUGCAUGUCUUGUAUAUUGCUGCUGCAUUUUUUAAUGUGUGUAGGGGUGCUGUGUUAAAUUAGUUUGACAGAUAGUUUAUUAACAUUAGUUUGUCUGUUACUUUAUUAUUACAGUUUAUUAACAUACACUUGCCUAUUGCUUUUCUUUUACUUAUUCAGUUCAUUUCAUAUGUUGAUGCACGUGCGUCAUGACAAGUAAUACAUAUUUAUGUAUUUAUUGAUUGAUUGAUUCGUAUUGUGUCUGGUAGCUAAUUCCGUCUUAGAUAACACUUUGGCUAUAAGAACACUUCGCUUGCUUCCCAAGGGGUGUUCUGUUAGCCGGAGACUAGUGUAAAACCCAAUUAAUAACCCUUAAAUGGAAUUUACAAAAUGAACAUUAAAACAUGUAAAAACAUUUAUUUAUUAACCCUUUGUCAAUGA